GCAAAUUAAAGCAAAGAGUUAAUAAUAAUAAUUAAGAUUGGGGUUCGAUCGAUCGGUUGCAAGCAAGGUGGGCGGCUGGAUAGCUAGCUAGCUAUUAGAUUGUUGAUCAUCAUCAUCAUCAUCAUCAUCAUCAAAAGAUGCCUGUAGAAGAACGGGCUUUCGCAGGUGGAAGUGAAAACCAGGAGGAAACACAGAGUGAAAGUAGUAGUAGCGAUGAAAAUAAGGAUGCACAGAAUACAGUAUCAUUUUACAAGCUAUUCGUAUUCGCGGAUGGUUGGGAUAAAAUAUUGAUGUUUGUGGGGACACUUGGUGCUCUGGGCAACGGAUUCAACCCACCUCUUAUGGCAUUACUAUUUGGUGAACUUGCCGAUGCUUUUGGUGCUACCCGCGAAGGGAAGAUUCUCCCCGUCGUUUCCGAGGUUGCUCUAAAGCUUGUCUAUGUGGCCGUCGGUUGUGGUUUAGCUGCAUUUCUCCAGGUGGCUUGUUGGAUGAUCACCGGAGAGAGACAGGCGGCUCGAAUUAGGACUCUGUAUCUGAAAACAAUAUUGCAGCAAGAUAUAGCCUUCUUUGACAAGGAAGUACACACUGGUGAAGUCAUUGGUAGAAUGUCCGGUGACACUGUUCUUAUUCAAGAUGCCAUGGGUGAGAAGGUUGGCAAGUUUCUUCAGUUGAUGACUACUUUUGUUGGUGGUUUUGCAAUUGCCUUCACUAAAGGAUGGCUCCUCACCCUCGUCAUGCUCUCUUCCAUUCCUCCUUUGAUGAUCUCUGGUGGUAUCAUGGCCAGUGUUGUUUCUAAAAUGGCCUCUCGUGGUCAAACCGCUUACGCCAAAGCUGCUGUCGUCGUUGAACAAACCAUCGGCGCCAUCAGAACCGUGGCCUCAUUUACAGGAGAGAAGGAGGCUGUCUCUAACUAUGCACAAUCCCUGGAGUUGGCUUACAAAUCAGCGGUGCACGAAGGGCUGGCCACUGGACUAGGUCUCGGUUCUGUUAUGUUUAUGAUGUUCUGCAGUUACGCUUUGGCUGUUUGGUAUGGUGCUAAGCUCAUCCUCGAAAAGGAUCAUUCUGGGGGAGACACAUUCACCGUAAUUGUUGCCGUAUUAACCGGUUCACUGUCUCUAGGACAGGCAUCUCCUUGCCUGACAGCAUUUGCCGCUGGUAAAGCAGCAGCCUACAAGAUGUUCGAGACCAUAAACAGGACACCCGAGAUAGAUCCAUUCGAUAGCAGGGGAAAAAUUUUGGCUGACAUUUCUGGUGAUAUUGAACUCAUUAAUGUUCAUUUCAGUUAUCCUGCCAGACCAACUGAGGUUAUAUUCAGCGGCUUCUCUCUGUCCAUCCCCCGUGGCACAACCGCCGCCUUGGUUGGCCAGAGUGGGAGCGGCAAGUCAACUGUCAUCAGCUUGGUCGAGAGAUUCUACGAUCCAAUGGAGGGUGAGGUUCUUAUUGAUGGAAUUAAUCUCAAAGAAUUCCAACUCAAGUGGAUUAGGUCCAAAAUCGGUUUGGUGAGCCAAGAACCUGUGCUCUUCUUGGGCAGCAUCAAGGACAACAUUGCUUACGGAAAGGAAGGCGCAACUGAUCAAGAGAUCAGAUCCGCAACUGAGCUAGCCAAUGCUGCUAAAUUUAUCGAUAAACUCCCGCAGGGUGUAGAUACUUCGGUUGGAGAACACGGGACUCAGCUUUCUGGUGGACAGAAGCAAAGAAUUGCCAUUGCCAGAGCAAUUCUGAAAAACCCGAGAAUUUUACUUUUAGACGAGGCUACAAGUGCACUUGAUGCAGAAUCCGAGAGAGUAGUCCAAGAGGCUCUCGACAGGAUCAUGGUUAACAGGACAACUGUCGUAGUUGCACACCGCUUGACCACAGUAAGAAAUGCCGACACCAUUGCAGUCAUUCACAAGGGAAAGAUGGUUGAAAAAGGUACGCAUUCUCAACUGCUGGAGAAUCCGGAAGGAGCAUAUUCUCAGCUUAUACGGUUGCAAGAAUCCCGUAAAAAGGAAGAGGAACCCAUUGAGGAUCCAGACAACGUGAGCUACAGUAUGGAAUAUGGUAGGCAAGCUAGCCAAAGAGCGUCCCUUCUCAAUUUAAUGAGCAGGAGAUCUUCAAGGCUAAGAAGUGGAAGUCACCGCUCAAUGUCCAUCACUUUUGACCUGUCUAGAGGCCUUAGUAUUUCUAGAACUGAAUAUCAAGAUCUAGAACUCGCUUCUGCUGAUGAGCUGAACAAACAUCCGAGUGUUCCAAUGAGCCGACUCAUCGCUCUCAAUAAACCGGAGGCUGGUGUUUUAAUAGCAGGAGCUCUUGCUGCAAUCCUGAAUGGAGCAAUUGUUCCAUUCUUUGGCAUAUUACUCUCUAUUGUCAUUAAAACUUUUUAUGAGCCACCAGAGGAUUUGAAACGGAACUCCAAGUUUUGGUCACUGAUGUUUGUGGCUCUUGGUGGUUUGUCAUUAGUUGCAUAUCCAUUGAGGACAUAUCUUUUCGGUGUGGCUGGUUGUAGGCUCAUAAAAAGGAUAAGAAUGAUGUGUUUCCAGAAAGUGGUCACCAUGGAAGUUGGUUGGUUUGACGAGCCUGAGAACUCGAGUGGGGUGAUAGGGGCUAGGCUAUCUGCUGAUGCUGCUACAAUUCGAGCUUUGGUUGGUGAUGCACUGGCACAAUUGGUUCAAGAUCUUGCCUCUGCAGCAGUUGGACUGGUUAUAGCUUUUAUCGCAAGCUGGCAGCUGGCACUCAUUGUCCUUGCCUUGUUGCCUCUCAUAGCGUUGAAUGGAUUUGUGCAGCUCAAAUUUAUGACGGGAUUCAGUGGAGAUGCAAAGGUGAUGUAUGAAGAAGCAAGUCAAGUUGCUAAUGAUGCUGUGGGAACAAUAAGAACAGUGGCUUCUUAUUGUGCAGAGGAGAAGGUGAUGGAGAUAUACAGGAAGAAGUGUGAAGGGCCAGUUAAGAUAGGUGUAAGACAAGGAUUGAUUAGUGCUACGGGUUUUGGUCUAUCUUUAGCCUUGGUGUACUUCGCCUAUGCCAUAGCCUUCUACGCUGGAGGUCGCCUUGUUGAUGCUGGAAAAACUACAUUUCCAGACGUCUUUCGUGUAUUCUUUGCUCUAACCAUGGCAGCAGUGGCAAUAUCUCAAUCAAGCACAUUUGCCCCGGAUUCAGGCAAGGCCAAGAGUGCAACUGCUUCAAUAUUUGGCAUCCUAGACAGAAAAUCGAACAUUGAUCCAAGUGAUGAAUCUGGCACGAAAUUCGACAAUCUCAAGGGAGAAAUUGAACUAAAACACCUCAGCUUCAAGUAUCCCACAAGACCUAACAUUCGGAUAUUCCGUGACAUCUCUUUGAGAAUUCCCAGUGGCAAGACGGUUGCUCUGGUGGGAGAGAGUGGAAGUGGGAAGUCAACGGUGAUUGCUCUAUUGCAAAGAUUUUACGAUCCAGAUUCAGGGUUGAUUACAAUUGAUGGGAUUGAUAUUCAAAAGAUCCAACUGAAAUGGCUAAGGCAGCAGAUGGGACUUGUGAGCCAAGAGCCAAUCUUGUUUAGUGGAUCAAUCAGAGAUAACAUUGCUUAUGGAAAGGGAGGGAAUGCAACUGAGGCAGAAAUCAUAUCUGCAUCAGAGCUAGCAAAUGCCCACAAAUUCAUCAGCGGAUUGCAACAGGGGUAUGAUACGAUGGUUGGGGAAAGAGGAGUUCAACUAUCAGGAGGACAGAAACAGAGAAUCGCCAUAGCACGUGCGAUUGUGAAAGCCCCAAAGAUACUGUUAUUGGACGAGGCGACAAGUGCACUGGAUGCAGAAUCGGAGAGAGUUGUUCAAGAUGCACUUGACAGAGUCAUGGUUAACAGGACAACUGUGGUUGUGGCUCAUCGGUUAUCAACAAUCAGAGGAGCGGACCUUAUCGGUGUGGUUAAGAAUGGAGUUAUCGCUGAGAAAGGGAAGCACGAAGCUCUAAUCAAUAUCAAAGAUGGUUGCUACGCAUCCCUAGUGGCUCUUCACAUGACUGGUUCAACUUGAUCAUCACCAUCAUCAUCAUCAUAUUAAUUUAUUUAUUUAUCUUGAUUUUAUUUUUGGGUUGAAAAACAAGGUCUUAUUAUUGAGUAUAGUUAGAUGAAUAGUAAUUAUAUAUAUAUAUAUAUUAUGAUGCAAUAAAGAGCAAAGUAGCAGCAGCUAGUGAUAAUAUUGCAUAAGUAAAGUGUAUAUAUAUAUAUAUAUACAUAUAUAUGGACUGAAAAGGACUGAAAAGAAGGAACAGCAAGUCCAACUCCAUUCUGGAGUUAAUAUAUGUACGUGAACCAUGCAUCAUGUGUCGCUACCAAUCUCUUAUUUUUUACAAUCAAAACUUAUUAUUUCUUUGUUUGUU
Erythranthe guttata (spotted monkey flower) is the source of this 4323-nucleotide messenger RNA. Its product is annotated as ABC transporter B family member 21. Gene Ontology annotation, molecular function: ATP binding; ATP hydrolysis activity; ABC-type oligopeptide transporter activity. Gene Ontology annotation, biological process: oligopeptide export from mitochondrion. NCBI's taxonomy places the organism in Eukaryota, Viridiplantae, Streptophyta, Magnoliopsida, Lamiales, Phrymaceae. The record is from RefSeq and is a predicted model, not a curated record. Gene Ontology annotation, cellular component: mitochondrial inner membrane.